Molecule: messenger RNA, 3548 nt
Organism: Magallana angulata
Lineage: Eukaryota; Metazoa; Mollusca; Bivalvia; Ostreida; Ostreidae
Product: DCN1-like protein 3
Exons: 2
Coding region: 196-1074 (292 amino acids)
Biological process (GO): protein neddylation; positive regulation of ubiquitin-protein transferase activity
Cellular component (GO): ubiquitin ligase complex
Molecular function (GO): ubiquitin-like protein binding; cullin family protein binding; ubiquitin conjugating enzyme binding
Source: RefSeq, a predicted model, not a curated record
CUAACAGGAAGUCGUCCAUAAAUCGCCUUCGACAUGGAUCAACAGACUCCAACACGGUAUUCUGAUGUCGCUGAGUGAAAACUAGAAUCUUCUUGGUGGCAGGGGGUCUCAUCAGACAUCAAGGGAUGCCUUUCUGGACGAGAAAGGAAAUUCUUGAACGGUCUCUGAGAUUUAGCGCUGACUUCGGUUGCUCCAAUGGGCAAGUGUCAAUCUUGCUGUGAGGCAAAAGGACCGACAUCCGGUUCAAGGUACCACAAUCCCUCGGAUUACAGAGCCAGGGGAACAGCGCGAUCCAUCAGCAAAGAAUCCGAGUCCACCAGCACCAGUGUACCAAUGAUGACCUCGUCUCGCUCAGUGCCGGUCGCAUCAGACCGAAAAAUCUUUACACCUUAUCCGAAACUGCCUCCAAUUAAGAAGCCCAGCUUAAAUGGAGAAAGCAAACGUUUAUCUUUCAUUUCCCGUGAUUUUUCAGAAUCAAAAGUGCAUGCUUUGUUUGAACAAUACAAAGACGCAGACGAUGAUGCAAUCUUGGCGGAAGGUGUCGAAAAAUUCUGUUGUGAUCUGGAGGUGAAUCCUGACGAUUUUAUUGUUCUGGUGCUAGCGUGGAAAUUCCAAGCCGAAAUGAUGUGCAGAUUUACGCGGGAGGAAUUUCUACAUGGUUGUAAAUCCCUUAAGGUUGAUUCCAUCAAAGGAAUUCAAUCCAAAUUCACAGAGUUGUUAACCGAAGUGCAAAACAAACAGACCUUCAAGGAUCUUUAUCGAUGGACGUACAAGUUUGGUCUGGACGUUGAGACAGGACAGAGGACUUUACCGAUUGAUAUGGCCCUCAGUCUCUGGAAACUUGUGUUCUCUCAGAAUGAACCAAAACUUCUCAGUCGAUGGCUCGAGUUUCUGGAGGAUCAUCCGAGCAUCCGAGGAAUACCAAGGGACACCUGGGAUAUGUAUCUCAAUUUUACAGAACAGGUUUCCAAUGACCUAAGUGCAUAUGAUGAUACGGAGGCUUGGCCUAGCUUGUUUGAUGAUUUUGUAGAGUAUGAAAAUGAUAGGCAGAAUCAAAAUGUGAAAAUGAUGUAAGUUCACAAACAAAGAAGUAUGGUCCCUUUGUCCCAAAAUUUUUUUUUCAUCUGUUUUAUUUUUAAUUUCAUAGUUUGUUCAUGAAAUGAACACCUAUACAAUCUAGAUUUUUAGAUUAGUUAGUUAGUAAAUGUAGUACCAUGGUACAUACAGAUAUUGCUCUGUUUGUUCCGAUAGCCUAAACACGAACAUUUGCAAGGGCAGACACUUUUAGUGUUUGUGUCAUUUUUCUCAGAGAGAAACAAAAGAAUUGAUUUUUUUUGGUUAUUGAAUACCUUGAAUGUGUAGAAAACAUGAGUGGCAUUCAGCGUUCAAGAUUAUUGUUCACAUUUGCUAUUAUCUUUCAUUUGAGCAGGAGCUUAAACUCCAUUGUUUCUGGAUGUGAAAUCAAAAUUUCACUCAAGAUAAAGGAAGCAUCAACAGUGUGUUGAUAAUUCAGUUGAAAUAUGUUGAAGGUAGCCAUUUUGUAUAGAUUUAUAUACAUGCCUAUCUUUUGCAUUCAGUCUGGCAUUGAGGUUUGAUAUAUAUGUAUAGACAAUACUUUUGGAACAUGAUGCCUUUUUGUUUGUUCAUAUAGUCAAAAAAUGAUUUCACUGCCAUUUUGACAAAACAACAAGCAGGGAGAAAAAAAGCCAUAUUCUUAUUUGAGAAUUUAACAACUGAGUUUUUAACCUCAUUGAAUCUCAUUGUGUCUUAUCAUAACUCUCUCUCUCUCUCUCUCUCUCUCUCUCUCUCUCUCUCUCUCUCUCUGCAUUAUUUAUUUUUUUCGGAAAACAUUUGAAAUAGAUUUUGAUUAAGAAGUGCGAAGAAAUAUGAGUUUCAUUUUUCAUUUGUAUGCAACAGUUAUUUGGAUGUAUACUGUACAUGUAAUUUCAUUUUUAUCAUCACACACAUAUUUUGUCAGUUACCAUGGUUACUGUAGUUGAUUACAUUGUUAACUUUAUGCACUUUGUACAUCCAUAAGUUGCAUCUCCCCCUGUGCUUAAUAUAUUUGAAUUGGACUCCCCUUCCAAUGUUAUGAUUCUGCUAAGAUUCAGCUUUUUCUCUCUCCAGUGUUGUCUCUAAAAAUUGAAGUAGAAGGAAGAAACAAAAAAGUAGAAGGGGGGUCUGGGGGUCUUACUUAUAAAUAGCUAUACAUUGUGUUGAAAUGCAAUGAAAGUCGAGUAAUUAAAGCAUUAUAGGCGGGGGAAUUCCCCGUCUCCCGGGUCUUAGAGACAACCCUGUCUCUCUCCCCCCCCCCCCCCCCCCUUGUCCCCCCAAAUCUAAAUCUUUGUUUGUUGCCUUGACCCUCCCCCUUCCCAGUUUAUGACCAAAAAGAUGCAUGUAGUUGUCAGACUUUUUUCAGUGCACUAGUUUUGGAGUGAAUUGCACCACCACUAUGAUGUAACUGUGCCAGCUCUUUGUGAUUGACUCUGAACAUUGUUAUUGAUUUGUGGAUUCAAAGAACUGAAGUAAUGGAGAGUAGACAGCUUUAACUAGGGCCCUAGAUCACAGAAAUAUUGAAACAGGUUUCCAUGAAACAAAUAUCACCUAGUUUCUAGUUAUGUGGGAAGUUUAACAGAUUUAAAAGAAAAAAAAAAUCAUUGUCUGUGUAUGGAUUGGGAUUUUUUUUUUUUUUAAAAACAAAUUAUGAAUCUAGGGGGAAAAAUCAAUGCAAUGGUAAAUUAUGUUUUGGAUGUUGAUGUUCAAGGUUAACUUGUUUUGUUUUUUGUGCAUUCUUUGAUAAAAGUCUUAGGAAAAUGGAAAGCUGAGAAAAUGCUUUUGUCGGGAUUAAAAGUAUAAGAUUCAUAAAUGGAGGUAUUGAUAGUGCUAUAUUGCAAUUGUAAACAAUAUCUCUUUCCUCUAGGGCUUUGUACAAACUUGUCUCAACUCUUUGGAGAAGGAAAUAAAAUAUGCUUUGGAAAGAUGCUGGUUGAAGAUAACUUGGAGGACAUUGUUUCAAAAUUUUCCACAUGUUUAAAACACUGUUACAUAUAUAGGGAUGGUAUCUGAUGUACGGUACAUGUUCUGGGUAAAUUGUAACGGUUAUUUUUAGAAUUACUCCAAGGGGUUUUUUAAGAGGCCGGGUUACAUGUAUUUUCAGAAAAAAAGGAAGGAUACAAAUAGUUAAUGACAUUCAAGGGGAAAAUUGUCACAUUACAUAACCGAGGAUAAAGAAUCCAUGUUUGCUCAUUUGUACAAGCACAUGCAUGUUUUUGUUGUAGAUUUUUUGUUCAUGCACAUGUAGGGUUUCUGGUUUUCCCUCAGUAUUUUGAGAAAUUUUAUAAGGAAAUUGAGGGGAAAAAGCAAUCUAAAAUCCGCUCAAAGUAGAUCGCUACACAAAGAUCUAGCGAGCUGUGUCAAUUAAGGGCUUAUCAUGCAGGCUUACUAAGAAAUUAUUAUGUUAUGUUAUUAAUCAGGAUCAUAAAUGAAGCAUUAAUUUUCCUUGUCUUUUUUUGAAUGAGUAUACUCGCUAUACUGCAGGUGUAUGUAUU